Messenger RNA from Caenorhabditis briggsae, 1374 nucleotides. The transcript is spliced from 4 exons. The record is from RefSeq and is a predicted model, not a curated record. Gene Ontology annotation, molecular function: DNA binding. The coding region runs from base 1 to 1374 and encodes 457 amino acids. NCBI's taxonomy places the organism in Eukaryota, Metazoa, Nematoda, Chromadorea, Rhabditida, Rhabditidae.
AUGUCGGACACUCAUGCCAAUGUUUCGAGCGGAGACAACCACAAUGGAGAAUUACCAGCGAAAAUACCUAGGGGACGUCCAAAAAAAGAGAACACAACAACUUCUGAACCAGAAACCGCAACGGAGGCUUCUGAAACUACAGAAAGACGUUCAUCGCGCACAGUGAAGCCAACUGCGCGCCGUCUACAAGCAGAUGAAGACGAUUCUUUCAAGAAAGCCCACAAAGAUCGAGCCACGACCGAAACAAAGAAUCCAGUUGGGAGACCACCAAAACAAAAGAUUUUGUCGCAAGCCAGCACUAGUCAGGCAAUAGAUGACAAUGGAGCCAAGAAAACAGUUCAAGGAAAAAAUCCAGUGGGAAGACCUAGACGAGAUCGUAGCCAGGAAGUAGAAAAUUGUGAGCUCCCAGGAGAAAACGUUAUUCAAAAAAAUAACGAUUUUACAGAUGCAACUUGGAAGAACCAGCAGAAAGAACGAUCGAAGCAAAAGAACCCAGUCGGAAGGCCACGAAAGCAAAGCACACAGAGCUUAUCCACACAGAAUUCAAACAAGUUGAUGUCGCCCUAUAAACAGAAAACCGUUCCAACGAAAAAUCCAGUUGGCAGGCCACCGGGUGCCCGUCAAUCAGUAAAAAGUCCCGGGCAAAAUCUGAACAAAGAGGAGGUCAAGCCACGUGGGAGGCCAAGGAAGAGGAUCCAUGCCAAGACUGAGCAACAGGAUGACGUUGAAGUUGAAUAUGAAUUUGAAAAUGAAGAUACUUCAGUGAAUGUCACGGAUGGUAAGCUAGUGGAUAAGAAAAAUGGAGAGCUCACUCAUGAGAAUGACCAGAAUGCUGAACAACGUAAAGCGGAAGAUGAAGAUGAGAAAGAUGAAAGAGAGCAAAAAGAGGAGAAGGAGAAUAAAUGCCGAACAGGCUGUGAGGAUAAGCCAGACACACGGCUAUUGUUCACACCCGAGGUUUUUCCGGAUUUAGCUGAAAGAGGGAAGAACCCUGAAAGCAAGAGCAUUAAUAUUCUACCACUCCCAAGACCGUUUUCGAGAGACCAAACCCCAUUCAGUGAGAUUUAUGACGAACUGAUCGAUGAUAUCAGAAAGGGCCGCAACUGCUUCCCAAAUGCUCCACAUAAACCAUUAUUUGACUUUUGCUUGUUUUGCAAGAGCUAUCGAUGCACUAAAAAUCAUUAUUGGUAUGCGUACGCUAUCAACAACCGAUUGAUCAAAUCUGGAAAAUUCGAUAAGGAUCCAAUCACCAAAGAGUCUGUGCUGAAUCUUCUAUGUGCAUUCAGAGACGAACAUUUGCUGGCGGAUAGUACGGAGAGGCCAGUGGAGCUUGAUUAUCGCUUAGAAGACUAUACAAUCUGGCAUAAUAUCUAA